Molecule: messenger RNA, 2850 nt
Organism: Closterium sp. Naga37s-1
Lineage: Eukaryota; Viridiplantae; Streptophyta; Zygnematophyceae; Desmidiales; Closteriaceae
Source: the annotation of a GenBank genome assembly
AUGAGCUGGGAGAAUCCGGCCGCCAUCACCGCCAGCAGCGCUACAGCCCGCAUGCUGUGCAAGAUUGGCCUGCCAGUGGACAGCACAUGGCGUGCGUACAACCUGAAUUCGCAGCUCACCCCAUUCCCAUGCCGCCUGCUGGGAAUGUCUGUCAAGCUGCCAUCAUCGCCGGCGGCGCUACCGGCGGCAUCCUCUGUAACACAAGCCUUCCAGAGGACAAUAACUAUCCCUUCCCUCCCUUCACUCUCCCCCCCUCCCUUCGCUCUCCCCCUCUCUCCUCACUCUCUCCACACCCCCUCACGCUCCCCACACCCUCUCACUUCCCUGCAGUUGGGAGUGCCUUGCAGCGAUUAUCGCGAGCGGCGCUACAGCCGGCAUCCUCUCUGGGAGUGUCUAGCCGCCAUCAUUGCGAGCGGCGCUACAGCCGGCAUCCUGUGCGACAUCGGGCUGCCAGUGGAGCACCGCGGGGUGCGCUACAACUGCCGGGCGUUCGUCCACAGCCGUCGGAUCCUGCUGCUGCGCCCCAAGAUGGAUCUGGCAAAUGAUGGAAACUACCGGGAAACGCGCUGGUUCGCCACGUGGAAGCGGUUGGGAGUGGUGGAGAGCGUGCGGUUACCAGCGGUGGUUACCGCGGCAUGUGAGGGGCAGCGGGAGGUGCCUAUUGGGGAUGGCGUGCUGGAUCUGCUUGAUAGCACCCUGGCGAGUGAGACAUGUGAGGAGCUAUUCACCCCUCUAGCACCGCACAUCCGAGCGGCACUGGCGGGGGCAGAGGUGGUGGGCAACGGCAGCGGCAGCCACCACGAGCUGCGCAAGCUGGGCACGCGCGUGGGGCUGGUGCAAUCGGCCACGAGCAAGGCGGGCGGGGUUUACCUUUACGCCAACCAGAAGGGGUGUGAUGGCGGACGGCUGUACUAUGACGGGUGUGCCAUGGUGGUGGUGAACGGGCAGGUGGUGGCGCAGGGGUCGCAGUUCUCAUUGGCUGACGUCGAGGUGGUAACCGCUACAGUGGACCUCGACCAGGUGGCGAGCUACAGGGGCGCCAUCAGCAGCCUGAGGGAGCAGGCCUCAGCGUCCGCCCCAGCACCCUCCGCCUCCUUCCCCACCCUUUCUUCCUCUGCCUCCGCCUCCCCUGGCAUCGUGCGCAUCCCCUCCGAUAUCUCCAUCUGUCAUCCCUCAUCCGCCAGCCUUACCCUCGCCACCUCGCACCCCAUUCAGAUUCGCUACCACUGCCCCGAGGAGGAAAUCGCUCUGGGCCCCGCGUGUUGGCUGUGGGACUACUUGCGGCGCAGUGGGGCAUCGGGCUUCCUGCUGCCUUUGUCGGGCGGCGCUGACAGCUCAUCCGUGGCCGCCAUAGUGGGCUGCAUGUGCCAGCUGGUUGCGAAAGCCAUAGCAGAGGGCGACGAGCAGGUGCAGCAGGAUGCAGAGCGAAUCACGGGGCUACAGCUGGCGGCAGGGGCGGCGGCAGAAGAGCAGAAGCGACAGGCUGCCAGGCUGGCAGAUCGCAUCCUGAACACCAUCUACAUGGGCACGGAGAACAGGCUGGCAGAUCACAUCCUGCCCACCAUCUACAUGGGCAUGGAGAACAGCUGGAUGGAGGCACAUCAACAGAGAACCUGGCAUUGCAGAACAUCCAAGCGCGCCUGCGCAUGUUGCUCGCCCGCCUUCCUCUCCUCACAUCCCGUACCCUCCCAUCUUGCUCUUGCCUCCUCCGCCACCAACCACCCGUCCCAUCAGCUGGACGGAGGCACAUCCGCGGAGAACUUGGCCCUGCAGAACAUUCAGGCGCGCCUGCGCAUGGUGCUCGCCUUCCUCUUCGCGCAGCUGCUGCCCUGGGUGCGCGGACACGGCAGAGGAGGGGGAGGAGGGGGAGAGCAGGCGGGGGAGAAGGGGAAAGAGGAGGGGCGGAAGGAGGGCACAGCUGACGGACAGCAAAGGGGAGGGGAGGGAGGAGGAAGGGGAGGGGGUGAAGAGAAGGUGCCAGUGGGAGGGGUGCUGGAGAGGAGCAAGGGGAGGGGAGGCGGGUCAGAGCAGCGGGGGGGCGGAGGGGGCUUUCUGCUCGUGCUGGGCAGUGCCAACGUGGAUGAGGCUCUGAGGGGAUACCUCACUAAGGUGUGCAUUAAGGGGGAGCAUGGCGUAUCACAUGCCAAUAUCGACCCCAUCGGGGACAUCAGCAAGACGGACCACCGCCGCUUCUUCGGCGGCAGUCCCCCUUGGCUUCGCCUCAACACUCCCACUCUCCCAUCCCCUUCUUUUCCACCCCACUUCCUGCUUCCCUUCUCACCAUACGACUGCAGCAGUGCAGACAUCAACCCCAUUGGUGGAAUUAGCAAGACGGACCUUCGCCGCUUCCUGCGCUGGGCGGCAGUCCACCUUGGCUUCGCCUCAUUGGCCGACGUCGAGGCCGCGCCGCCCACCGCUGAGCUGGAGCCAAUCAGAGCGGAUUACGUGCAGGUGGACGAGGUGGACAUGGGCAUGACCUACGAGGAGCUCUCCCUCUAUGGCCGCCUGCGCAAGGUCCUGCGCUGCGGCCCUGUUGCCAUGUUCCAGCAUCUGUGCCAUGAGUGGCGGCAGCGGCUGACAGUAGCGGAGGUGGCAGGGAAGGUGAAGGCGUUCUUCCGCUUCUACUCCAUCAACCGUCACAAGAUGACCACUCUCACGCCCUCCUACCACGCUGAGAACUACUCUCCGGAGGACAACCGGUUUGACCUGCGCCAGUUCCUGUACAACGUGGCAUGGCCGUGGCAGUUCAAACAGAUCGACCAGCUGGUGGCGGAGCAUGAGGCCGCGGCGGGAGCAGGUGCUGCAACACUUUCAAGUGAGGGCUCUAACGCAGCGGGAGCUGCGAUGUGA